CGCCCUAUAAUGAAAAGUUUUGUAAAGAUUGACUUCAAGUAGGCAGCAUUAAUUGCUCACCCUCCUCCUCCUCCUCCUCCUCUUUCUCCUCCCUAUUAAUAUAUCCAACGCCUCUUCCCAAACUCCCACCUAUUUAUCUCGACAUGAUAAUCCCAUUUCUUUCCACUAUUUAUACACUCAAUUGAAUUGAAGAGAGAGAAAAAUUGGAAUCCGGAUGGAAGGAGUUUCAGCCACAGUAUACAAAGGAGUUAGAGGAUACUGGAGGAGGAAAGGCUACGAGCGGCUCAACGGCGCCGGCCGGAAAAGAAAGACUCAUGUGGUGGAGCUAGCUCCCGGCGGAUCCGCACGGAGGCGUCGAUUUUGGCGGAUAAAGCUGAUGCCGCGCCUGAAGCUGAAACUGAAGCUCCGCUUUUCACCGAAGAAAUUCCUUCUGGGUUUGAGAGAUGCCUACGUUAAUAUGAUGAUGAAAAUCGCAAACACGAGGGUAAUAGCCGGUGGAUUUGGCGGCGCGUAUACCGGCUCUGGUGUUGCGGAAUUCGGAUUGAGACCGAUGAAAGAGUAUGACGAGCGGAUGCUUGUGGAGAUCUACAAAUCAAUUGUGAUGGCGCAGGGACAAUUGGUGCCCCGCGACGCCGCCUGUAUUGACUCCGAAAUUGCCUGCCGACGGUAAUGAAUAAAUUAUCACUAAUUCAUAACUGCUGUUGUUUAUAUUUCAAUUUCCAGUAAAUUCAGAUCAAUAAAAUUUCAAGUCGACUUCAACCUUUUCUCGUUUAA
Molecule: messenger RNA, 774 nt
Organism: Sesamum indicum (sesame)
Lineage: Eukaryota; Viridiplantae; Streptophyta; Magnoliopsida; Lamiales; Pedaliaceae
Source: RefSeq, a predicted model, not a curated record